AUGAAGUCAGUGGACCGCGUCACCUUCAAAGUUAACGGGGAGCCAUGCUCAGUGAGUUCGGAGGUAGACUCAGACACAACGGUGCUCGAGUAUGUGCGCGACACUCUGAACUUCCACGGCACCAAGUUCAUGUGCAAGGAGGGCGGCUGCGGAUCCUGCAUCGUCAACGCCACCAUGCCGGAUCUAUACACCGGUGGCCGACGAACCAUGGCCAUCAAUUCUUGUCUAGUAUCAAUAACGUCGUGUCAAGACUGGGAGAUCAAGACUAUAGAGGGCUUAGGUGACCGCCGAACAGGGUACCACCCCGUCCAACGGGCGCUGGCGGAACACAGCGGCACACAAUGCGGGUACUGCAGCCCUGGCUGGGUCAUGAGCAUGUACAGUUUGUUGGAGUCCAAUCAUUAUGACCUCACCCAGUUGCAAAUAGAAAAUUCAUUCGGUAGUAACAUAUGUCGUUGCACCGGUUAUCGUCCAAUUCUUGAUGCGUUCAAGACCUUUGCAAAAGACGCGCCGAAACCGGAUAACCUCGCUGAUAUAGAAGACCUCAAAAUAUGCAACAAAUCUUGUGACAAAUCAUGCGAUGGCAAAGACUGGUGUUUAGUUAAUAAAGUUGAUGCUAGGUCAAAUGAAAUGAAGAAGAUUAUUUUGAAAGACAAACGUACAUUUUACAUAGUGCAUGAACUAAAACAAAUUUUCGAGAUUUUGAAGAAGGAAGGUGACGACUAUAUAUUGAUUGGAGGAAAUACAGGAAAAGGCGCCUACCCAAUAUUCGCGUAUCCCCGGGUCCUCAUAGACAUCAGCAGAGUGCUGGAACUGAAGACGCACGUCGUGGACCAGAACCUGGUGCUGGGAGCUGCGACCACCCUCAACGACACGAUAUCGAUCUUCUACGAGGUCUCUCGACAACGCGAGGAAUUCAGUUACCUUGCAUUGCUCGCUGACCACAUAACGUUAGUGGCCCACAUACCUGUAAGAAAUAUAGGCACCAUAGCUGGAAACCUCAUGGUUAAACACAGGGUGCCUGUGUUCUCGUCUGACUUAUUCUUACUGUUGGAGACCAUUGGAGCUGUCCUUGUUAUCGUUGAUAAACAUGGAACGGUAUACGUGGUGACGCCAGCCGAUUUCCUUCACCUGGAUAUGACGGGGAAACUUAUAACAGAAAUCAGGAUACCACCAUACUCACAAAAUUAUCGCUUUGUUUCAUUUAAGAUAAUGCCGCGGGGUGCGAGUGCGCACGCGCAGGUGAACGCGGCGUUCCUGUACGAGUUCGCGCGCGACGGCGAGACCGUGCGCUCGGCCAGGAUCGUGGUCGGCGGCAUCUCCGCCGCCUUCGUGCACGCCUCGCAUACUGAGGAGUAUGUGGUCGGCAAGAAAAUCUUCACGGACGAGGUGCUGCAAGGAGCGCUGAAGGUGCUGGAACAGGAACUGAAGGCUGAGGAAAUCGCAGGAGAAUUGAAACCUGAGUAUAGAAAGAAGUGUGCUUUGGGACUAUUCUAUAAGAGUCUGCUGGUGUUGAUUCCCGAGAGCCGACUGAACCCUCGUUAUCGCUCGGGGUCUCGCCGUCUGCGAAGGACGAGACCUUUGUCUAAGGGGUCCCAGGAAUACGAUACUAACCCCCUCAUCUGGCCUAUUACAGAACCUUCACCUAAGGUAGAGGCAUUGACCCAGUGUGCCGGUGAAGUGAAGUACGUGAACGACCUACCCUCGCAGCCUCGGGAAGUUUUCUGCGCCUUCGUCACAUCGGAUAUCUGCACCGGAGAGCUGUUGGACAUCGACCCUACACCCGCACUGAAACUGCCCGGUGUGAUUGCUUUCUUCUCAGCAAAAGACAUACCAGGGCCGAACUGUUUUCUUCCACCUCAAGUACCGAUACUUUUAAGCAGCGAGCAGAUUUUCUGCGACAGUCAGAUCAAGUAUUACGACCAACCCAUCGGAGUUAUAGUCGCAGAGACUGACAAACUUGCCAACCGGGCUGCUCUGCUGGUGCACGUCAAAUAUAAGAAAGACACGAGAAAACCAGUCUUAACUAUUGCAGAAGCUGUAAAAGACCCAAACAGAAUAUCAUUAUUCAGUGCCAUACCAGCACGAAACGCUGGUGGAAAUGUGCAGAGAGUUAUCAAGGACUAUAACAGGAUACUGCAUCAGUACCACUUCUCGAUGGAGACGCUUCACAGCGUGACCAGGCCUAGCGACGACGGUCUGGACGCUUUCAUCAGUACGCAGUGGGCUGACGCCGUUCAGUCAGCUAUUUCAUACGCUCUAGAUAUUCAAUCAAAUCGAGUAAACCUAGUGAUACCUCGUAACGGUGGUGCGUACGGAGUGAAGCUGACCCGGCCCGGCUGGAACGCGACCGUGUGCGCGUUGGCCACGUACCUCACCAACCGGCCCUGCCGCUUCACCAUGAGCAUCCAGGCCAUGCUGAGAGUUAUAGGGAAGAGGCCUCCGGCAACUGUGGAGUUUGAGGUGGGCGUUGACGACAGAGGUGAGAUCCAGUACCUGGAUUACAAUCUAUACGAGGACCUUGGCUACGUAUACAGUGACCAGUUUGUCAUUCUAAUAUCGUCCGGCAUUAAAAACUGCUACGAGAAUUCUCGCUGGUCAAUGAAGAUAUAUGACGUUUUAACAGAUACAGCUACCAGCACAUGGAUGAGGUCACCAGGCAAUUUUGAAGCAAUAACACAUACUGAAAUGAUAAUGGAAGAAAUAUCCUACGUCAUUGACAAAGACCCCGCAGAGGUUCGACGUGCCAAUAUUAACCCCCAAUACCCGGAAGUAACUGAGAUGCUCGACGAACUGUUGCAAGAUAGAGAAUACUAUAGAAGAAAAAAGGAAGUUGAUGAAUUCAACUCCAGAAACCGUUGGAAAAAAAGAGGAAUACGAAUAUCCGCCAUGAGUUGGGGAGCUAGCAUAAAUUCCGGAUUCCAAGUUGAUAUAAAUGUUUUACAUAUUGAUGGCACUGUAGUCGUAAAGCAUGGGGCCAUUGAGAUCGGUCAAGGGGUGAAUACAAAAUUGAUUCAAGUAGUUGCAUACACAUUGAAUAUUUCUACAGACAUGGUGAAAGUAAAAUCAUCUGAUUCGGCAACAGCAAAUAGUUUCUUAGCUGGCACGAGCAGAGCUUCAUCCUCGGUGUAUAUUGGUGCUAUUAAAUGUUGUCAGGUGUUGCUUGACAGGUUAUCAGCAACAAGAGAGACGCUGAACAACCCUUCUUGGGCGUUGUUGGUGCAAACCGCGUUCCUAGCGGGAAUCAAUCUGCAAACAAGUUACUACACGACAUCAAAUGAUACGGUGAAUUAUAGAGUGGGAGGAGUAGCUAUGGCUGAGGUGGAGUUAGAUAUAAUUACAGGAGAACAUGAGAUUAGGAGAGUUGAUAUAAUUGAAGAUGCUGGAACACCGAUUAACCCAGAAAUUGAUAUCGGACAGAUCGAAGGUGCCUUUGUCAUGGGCAUGGGGUACUGGACCUCAGAGCACAUCAUUUACGACGAAAACACCGGGGAGAUCUCACAGACAGGACGUGGUUCUACCAUGUGCCAAGUGGGGCUGAUAUACCUCUUGAUUUUAGGAUCAAACUGAGGAAAAAUUCUUACAACCCCAGAGAAGUGUUGGGCGGUAAAGCCGUUGGAGAACCUGCUACAUGCUUGUCGAUAUGCGUGGCAUUUGCUCUGAGAGAAGCUAUAGCGGCAUCUAGGGAGGAGACAGGGUUUCCACGCACGGAGUGGUUUCACGUCGAUGGCCCAUUCACAUUGGAAGCAAACGUGCUGUCAGCAGAUGUGCGACUUGAUGAAUU
This is a messenger RNA of Leguminivora glycinivorella, 3784 nucleotides long. Its product is annotated as indole-3-acetaldehyde oxidase-like. Gene Ontology annotation, molecular function: 2 iron, 2 sulfur cluster binding; FAD binding; oxidoreductase activity. The transcript has 19 exons. The record is from RefSeq and is a predicted model, not a curated record. The coding region runs from base 1 to 3570 and encodes 1189 amino acids. Lineage: Eukaryota; Metazoa; Arthropoda; Insecta; Lepidoptera; Tortricidae.